Molecule: messenger RNA, 3921 nt
Organism: Dioscorea cayenensis subsp. rotundata (Guinea yam)
Lineage: Eukaryota; Viridiplantae; Streptophyta; Magnoliopsida; Dioscoreales; Dioscoreaceae
Product: cationic amino acid transporter 2, vacuolar-like
Exons: 25
Coding region: 76-3672 (1198 amino acids)
Biological process (GO): amino acid transport; transmembrane transport
Cellular component (GO): membrane
Molecular function (GO): amino acid transmembrane transporter activity
Source: RefSeq, a predicted model, not a curated record
GCCAUUAUUACGACUGAAGGCAAAACCACGCUGCGAUCAACUCCGGUGCGGAGAGGGGAGACGAGAGGAGCGUCAAUGGCGGGCUUCGGGCUGUCCACUCGCCUCCUCGCUGUCUUUCUCCUCCCUUUCUUGGUUAUCUUCCUCGCCCCGUCGGCUGAGGAAGAGAACUCGGUUCUCAGAGAUGUUGGCCUGGACAAUCCAAUUGUGCAGUUUGCUCCAUCAUCACUUGUUGGAAGUUCAUGUGAGCGUAUCCAUGUUACAAGCUUAUCAAGGUUGAAUCUUGGAAGUUAUGCUAGUUCUUUGCAUGUUAGCCUUAUGGUUUCAGAAGCUAUUCCUGAGAAACUUCAUGGAAAAAUUGAGGUCUGCUUUCACCGGAAUGCUUCUAUUGGACUCUGUGAAUGCAAGAAGGAUGGGUGGCAGGCUCUUACAAAUGGGAAGUGGAGCACUGUGAUGUCACCUUAUGAGACAAGGUUUAUUGAUGUCAAGUUCAAGGAUAAAAUAUAUGGCACUUUAACAGUUGCUGUUGAAGAAGAGUUUCAAAACUGGCGUUUAGUUUGCCUUGGCUUUGGCUUCUUUCUGCUUAUCAUUGCACCUAUUGUCAGUCAUUGGGUGCCAUUUUAUUAUAGCACUUCAAUGGCUCUGGGGAUUCUACUUGUUGUUUUGAUAAUUUUAUUUCAGGGAAUGAAGUUACUACCAAUGGGCAGGAAAAAUGUCUUUUACUUAACAGUAUAUGGCUCUGUGCUUGGAGUUGGUUCUUUUAUUGCACACUACUUUUCCACUAUUGUGAACUCAAUUCUUGUCAGUUUUGGUCUGAAUGAAGAGAUGCAUAACCCUGUUUCAGUAUUUCUGCUAGUAGGAAUAAUUCUAGCAGGAGCAUCUCUAGGAUAUUGGAUUGUGCGAAAAUUCAUUCUUUCUGGUGAUGGUAAUGUGGAUGCUGGUAUUGCUCAGUUUGUGAGGUGGGCACUGCGUGUUGUUGCUGUUGCAUCUAUUUUUCAGAGCACGCUUGACCCCCUUUUAGCACUUGCUGCAUCAGCCUUGUGUUUUGGCAGUUGUUUUGCCAUUAGCUCCAUUAAGUGGAGGCACCCAUUGGCAAGAAAACAACUGCCACAUCAAAAGGAUAAAAAUCUGUGGCAACAGAGGGCUAGGCAUGCAUCUGCAGGUUUUAGACAGGCUCAAUUCUUCAGUCGAUCUGCUGAGAGAGGUACAGAAAAACUUGGUUUGAGGAACCUGAGCACUCCUGGUACAGAAAGGACUGGUUCAAGGAACCUGACUAAUCCCUUUUUGAAAUCUAACUCACCCACCCAAGGGCAGAUAUACUCAUCCCCUGCGAAGAUAUCACAGCAUCAAGAUUACUAUUCUACUUUCCACAAAAUGCCGAGGCGCAGAUUCUCAAAGAGAGAGUGGGAGGACUUCACUAGUGAGUCGACCAAGGAAGCUCUUUCAGAAUGGGCCGCCUCUCCGGAGGUAUCCAAAUGGUUCGCUGAAAAUGCCCACCGUAUGAGGCUUGAUCCUGACAACAACUCUGAUGAUGACAGCAUGGCAAGUUCCUCAGGCUCCUCUGAGGAAACUGCAGUGGAGGAUGGUACUGGGUAUAACAUCUGGAAGUGGUACCAAGAAUCAAGAUUAAAAACGAGAGCUCUCCCGCGGGCGGCUGGGGGCCCUUCUCAGCCCUUUUAUUGGCCCUUCUCUCAAUUCCAUUCUUUUUCAAUCUCUUCUCUUGAUCUUCUUGCCCACAGAGUAGAGAUUAUAUCAAGGUCAAACCUACCUCUCUCUCUCUCUCUCUUUCUCUCAUUGCUUCAAUUCAGGUUUUUGAUGGGAUUUGAGGAGGGGAACAGCAGUGGCGGAAGGGGGGGAUGGGUUGGUAUUCAGAGCCUUUUGAGGAGGAAAGAGGUUGAUUCUGAUAGGACAAAGGCUGGUUCUGGCCAUCAGCAGCUCGCCAAGGACCUCUCUGUCUCUCGGCUCAUCGCCAUCGGUGUUGGAUCUACCAUUGGUGCUGGAGUCUAUGUUCUAGUUGGAACUGUUGCUAGGGAGCAUUCGGGACCAGCUUUGACUGUUUCCUUUCUAAUAGCAGGAAUAGCGGCUGCUCUUUCAGCAUUUUGCUAUGCAGAACUAGCAAGUCGAUGCCCUUCUGCUGGAAGUGCUUAUCAUUAUUCAUACAUAUGUGUUGGAGAAGGUGUUGCUUGGUUAAUUGGUUGGGCUCUGAUUCUAGAAUAUACAAUUGGGGGAUCAGCUGUGGCACGGGGCAUAUCACCAAACGUGGCCUUGUUUUUUGGAAGUCCAGAUAGUUUACCUUCUUUUCUAGCACGUGCUUAUAUACCAUGGCUUGGUAUUGUUGUUGAUCCAUGUGCUGCCAUUCUGGUUUUGAUCGUUACUGGACUGCUUUGCUUUGGGAUUAAAGAGAGUUCAUUUGUACAAGCCAUCAUCACUACUGCGAAUGUCCUUGUUAUGUUAUUUGUGAUCAUAGCAGGUGGAUACAUUGGUUUUCAGACUGGAUGGGUUGGAUAUUCUGUUUCCAGCGGAUACUUUCCAUUUGGAGUAAAUGGAAUGCUUGCUGGAUCAGCAACUGUUUUCUUUUCAUACAUUGGCUUUGAUUCAGUUGCUAGCACUGCUGAGGAGGUUAAGAAUCCUCAGCGAGAUUUACCACUGGGUAUUGGAAUUGCACUGACCAUUUGCUGCGUUUUGUAUAUGAUGGUGUCUAUUGUCAUUGUUGGCCUGGUGCCAUAUUUUGCAAUGGACCCGGACACCCCAAUUUCAUCUGCGUUUGCUAGAAAUGGUGUGGAUUGGGCAGUGUAUGUCGUGACAACUGGUGCUGUUCUUGCCCUUUGCUCAACAUUGUUGGGGUCAUUGCUUCCUCAGCCUAGGAUAUUGAUGGCUAUGGCUAGAGAUGGAUUGUUACCACCUUUCUUCUCAGAUCUUAACAAGCGCACUCAAGUUCCUGUCAAGAGCACCAUUCUGACUGGAAUAUGUGCUGCAGUCCUAGCAUUUAUUAUGGAUGUUUCACAGUUGGCAGGGAUGGUCAGUGUGGGUACACUUCUUGCAUUCACCACGGUUGCAAUUUCUAUUUUGAUACUCAGAUAUGUUCCUCCAGAUGAGGUCCCUUUGACAUCAUCAAUUCAAGAAUCAAUCUACCCAGAAGCUUGUUCAAAAGAUAGCAGUUCAAUUAUGAAUGAUGGCGAAAUAUCGGCUGUGAAGCCUCUUAUAAACAAGGAAAUAAAUCAAGAGAAAUUGAAUGAGCAAAUUAGACGAAAAAGAGCAGCUUUGAGCAUAGCAUCGGUCUGUAUAGGAGUCCUCAGCCUCACUUCUUCUGCUUCUGCAGCAUUUUUGCCAAACAUUCCUCGGUGCAUUGCAUGCAUAGUUGGUGCAUUACUCCUUUUGGGUGGCCUAGGUAUGCUAUCUUGGCUAGAUCAAGAUCAUGGUCGACAUAGUUUCGGACAUGCUGGAGGGUUCAUCUGCCCUUUUGUCCCUGUCUUGCCCGUUUGUUGCAUCCUUAUAAACACCUACUUGCUAAUAAAUCUUGGUGCCGGGACAUGGGCUCGUGUUUCAGUGUGGCUGGUUGUUGGGGUCUUUGUGUACUUGUUCUACGGGAGGACGCACAGUGCGUUAACUAAUGCGGUCUAUGUGUCCACAGCCCACGCUGAUGAGAUGUAUAAAAGUUCCAACUCUGUUGCUUAGCUAGGCAACAACAACAACAACAACAACAAUCCCACCAAAAGAGAGGGAAAGAGAAAGAGUGAAAGCCUUGUAUAUUUGUUUUCAUCUUGUCGAAAUCAUUAGCCAAAUCAUGCUGUGAAUAUAGAUGAUCACUGGCCUCGCAUAUACAUAUGUAAUUUGCUUUUCCUUUUUGUGUGUAUAUGAUGUAACAACUUCAGACAGGAUGAAUUAAUUAUGAACAAAUACAUACACUUUAGCAUUGUUUUGUAA